AUGACCGCCGUGACUUUGGAUCCCACCGUUGCUCAAGCGGUGCAUUUGCUCUACCCUCACAACGCUUUUGAGUUCGAACAGUACCUGUCAUCCGGUCCAUCCGGAUUGAAGCUUGCUACCGAUGAUCAGCUCUGUCGAGCGCACGUCGCACACUUGACAGCUGGCGCGCCACCAUGUCCUCUAGGCCCCAGCUGCCCCCUCCGCCACACAGCUCCGGGUUCCCAAAAUUUCAGACCACCGGCUCGAGACCCCCAUAAAAGGACGGUAUGCAAGCAUUGGCUUAGGGGCCUGUGCAAGAAGGGAGAUCAGUGCGACUAUCUGCACGAGUACGACAUGAGGAGGAUGCCCGAGUGCAGAUUCUUUGCUACCUUUGGAUUUUGCAACAGUGCGGAUGAGUGUUUGUAUUUGCAUGUGGACCCCAAGAGCAAGAUCAGAAGCUGCGAGUGGUACGAACGUGGGUUUUGUCCCAAGGGUAGGUACCAAGUCACGAGGUAGUCGGUGCGAUGGUGUUUCCUGUCUUUGUGCUGACCUUCAGCUACGCUUCUUUCACCCCACGGACAGGUCCAGACUGUCCAAAGAAGCACAUCAGACGGCCAGCAUGUCCCCUGUACCUGGCCGGCUUCUGCCCCAAGGGCAAAGAGUGCAAGCAGGGACAUCCUAAGACGACGCUGCCAUCCGCUGAGUCCAGGCGCUCAUCGCCGGUGACUACUCACCGGCCCAUGACGCUUGAAGAAGCGUUUGGCGAUAGAGGAAGAGGCAGGGAUGGGGACGAUGAUGACAUGGCACAACGCAGGAGUAGACCCUCUGAAAGAACCGGAGGAGGAAGGACUGGUCUGAUACCGCGAGAAGGGCAGGGAGCUAGAAGGUAUGCCAACAACGCACCCCAACAGGGCCAGCAGCCCGGCCCACCACCAGGCGGAUUCAAGAGGGAGCUAAGUGAGGUCUUGUGCUUUAAGGUGAGUCGACUGGGUGAUCAAAACGACCUGGAAUCGUGUACUUAGCUCUUUCAUUCCCUCUUUGCCCCUUUCAUUUCAGUGCAACGAGUAUGGACAGUGAGUAAUGAAGACAUGAGCAUGUAUGCUGGGCUCGCCGCUAAUUUAUUUGCGUUGCCGCCACACCAUAGCUUCGCCAACAUGUGUCCUAAUGCAGCGGUGCCAGGUCAACGAGGAGGCGUCGAGAGGGCAUCCGCUGGCAGAAACAAGGAGUACGGCAGCGGACGAGGUGGGCCGUACUAG
Ceraceosorus bombacis is the source of this 1235-nucleotide messenger RNA. The record is from the annotation of a GenBank genome assembly. Lineage: Eukaryota; Fungi; Basidiomycota; Exobasidiomycetes; Ceraceosorales; Ceraceosoraceae.